AUGGAUUACCCCGAGCCCGGCUCGCCGCAGGGCGCUCGGCACCUGCCCGGCCAAGCCGGCGGCUACGGCAGCGGCGGCUACGAGCGGCCGAGCCGCGGCGAGGAGGAGGAAGCGGCGGAGGAGGAGGAGGAGGAAGCGGCCGCUGGCGACCCCGAGCCGGCUCCGCCGCGGCAGCGCAGCCUCAGCGACGAGGCCGCCGCCGGCGACUUCGACUCGGCCGAGUCCGGCGCGUCGCUGCGGUACUCGACGGGCACGGGCGGCGAGGGCAGCGAGGGCGAGGGCGCGGGGCUGGGCAGCAGCGACAGCGGCGGCAGCGGCUUCUCGCUGGCGGCCAGCGCGCUGCCCGAGAGGCGGCGGCCGGGCGGCGGCCGGCCCCGCUAUGAGGUGGUGCGGGAGCUGGGCGCCGAGGAGGUGCGCUGGUUCUACCGCGAGGACCGCAAGACCUGGAAGCCUUUCAUCGGCUACGACUCGCUGCGCAUCGAGCUGGCGUUCCGCGCCUUGGGCAGCGGUGGCGGAGCCGGGGAGGCGGCGGCCGUGGAGCCGGUGUGCGUGCGGAGCGGGCUCUACGAGGUGGAUGUGGCCAGCGCUGAGAGCUACCCCGUCUAUUGGAACCAAACAGAAAAGAUCCCUGUAAUGCGUGGGCAGUGGUUUAUUGAUGGCACUUGGCAACCUCUGGAAGAGGAGGAAAGUAAUUUAAUAGAGCAGGAGCAUCUCAACCGCUUCAAAGGCCAGCAGCUGCAGGAGAGCUUUGAUAUGGAAAUAUCCAAACCCGUUGAUGGAAAGGAGGCUAUCCACAGUCUCAAGCUGAGCAGAAACCACGUGGACUGGCACAGUGUGGAUGAAGUGUAUCUGUACAGUGAUGCCACCACAUCCAAAAUUGCAAGGACUGUUACACAAAAAUUGGGCUUUUCCAAAGCUUCCAGCAGUGGCACGAGGUUACAUAGAGGUUAUGUAGAAGAAGCCACGUUGGAGGACAAGCCACCCCAGACGAGUCACAUUGUGUUUGUUGUGCAUGGCAUUGGGCAGAAAAUGGACCAAGGGAGGAUCAUCAAAAACACAGCCAUGAUGAGAGAUACUGCGAGAAAAGUGGAAGAAAAAUAUUUUUCCAAUCUUGCAACGCACGUGGAAUUCCUUCCAGUGGAGUGGAGAUCAAAGCUGACCCUCGAUGGAGACACCGUGGACUCCAUCACUCCGGACAAAGUGCGGGGAUUGCGGGACAUGCUCAACAGCAGCGCCAUGGACAUCAUGUACUACACCAGUCCUCUCUACAGGGACGAGCUGGUGAAGGGGCUGCAGCAGGAGCUGAACAGGCUCUACUCGCUCUUCUGCUCCCGGAACCCCGAGUUUGAGGAGAAGGGAGGGAAGGUGUCCAUCGUGUCCCACUCCCUGGGCUGUGUCAUCACCUACGACAUCAUGACAGGCUGGAAUCCAGUCAGGCUCUACGAGCAGCUGCUGCAGAAGGAGGAGGAGGAGCUGGAGGAGAGCUGGAUGAGCUACGAGGAGCGGCGUUUGCUGGAGGAGCUCUACAUCACCAAACAACGGUUGAGAGAGAUAGAAGAGAGGUUACAUGAGUUAAAGGCAUCCACCAUAUCAAAACCACCUGUCUUAAAAUUUAAGGUUGAGAAUUUCUUCUGUAUGGGAUCCCCCCUGGCAGUGUUCCUGGCCCUGCGUGGGAUCCGUCCUGGCACCAGUGGCAGCCAGGACCACAUCCUGCCCAGAACCAUUUGUAACAGGUUAUUAAACAUCUUCCACCCUACAGAUCCAGUGGCUUACAGAUUAGAACCCUUAAUCCUGAAACACUACAGCAACAUCUCACCUGUGCAGAUCCACUGGUACAACACAGCCAACCCCCUCCCCUACGAGCACAUGAAGCCAAAUUUCCUGAACCCCAGCAAAGAAUCUACCUCAGCCCCCGAGCCCGAGAGCGCCUCGGCAGCGCCCAGCCCCACCACGUCCCCUGUGCUGCUCAGGCGCCACUAUGGGGAGUCCAUCACCAACAUUGGCAAAGCCAGCAUCCUGGGAGCUGCAAGCAUUGGGAAGGGCCUCGGUGGGAUGCUCUUCUCCAGGUUUGGCCGGUCCAGUGCCACCCCCCAGACCAUGGAGGCAGGAAAAGAUGGACCUGAGGGGGAUGAGAAGAAAGCCACCACUGUCGGGACCCCACCUUUGCCACACAGCAGCUCGGGAUUCCUUGAACCCACAGUGGAACUGGAGCACAGGAUCGACUUUGAGCUCAGGGAAGGUCUGGUGGAGAGCAGAUACUGGUCUGCAGUCACAUCCCACACUGCUUACUGGUCAUCCCUGGAUAUUGCCCUUUUCCUCCUCACCUUCAUGUACAAACAAGACCAAGAAGAGACUGACAAAUCCAAUUUAGACACGAUGUGAAUUUUUGGCUGGGGGACAGGAGAGGAAACUUUCAAAACCAAUGGCACAAAGUGGAUGUUUGACUGCAGAGCUGCAGGACCUGUGGCAUGGAGGUUUCAGGUUUAAGUGCAUGUUUGGGGGGGGGGGCGUUUCUCUAUUUCUGAAGAGAAGAGGUUAUUUGUAUUUCAAAGCACUUUAUAGUUUUCAACGUUUUGCAGUGCUGAAUUAGACCUGAAAGGAUUCCAAAUUCCUGUCAACGUGGACUGUACAAAGAGCCAAGACAGCAUUGUAGCAUCCCGUGGGCAGUUGUGCUUGGGUGACAUCCUUGUUAAUGACCAUAAUUGCUGUUUAGUUCAUUAAACUAUUAAAAAAAAAAAUUAGUGGAUU
Molecule: messenger RNA, 2748 nt
Organism: Sturnus vulgaris (Common starling)
Lineage: Eukaryota; Metazoa; Chordata; Aves; Passeriformes; Sturnidae
Source: RefSeq, a predicted model, not a curated record